CCGAGGCGUCAACCCUUCGCCUAAAAACACCUUCCCUCCCUACCCUCCAUCCCCCCUCUUCCGCCCGCGGCGGCUCAAACUUAAACCCUAGAGCCGCUCCCCUCCUCGCCUCCUCAGCGCUCGCCAUCCGAUUCGCCAGUCCCCAAUCCCCCCAGGGAGGAGCUUCCGCGAAGGCAAGUCCGCUGCUGCGGUCAUGGCUCGCGUCUACGUGGGGAAUCUGGAUCCGCGCGCCACUGCACGCGAGAUCGAGGACGAGUUCCGCGUGUUUGGGGUUCUCAAGAGUGUGUGGGUUGCUAGAAAGCCGCCAGGAUUUGCUUUCAUUGACUUCGAUGAGACCAGGGACGCAAAGGAUGCAAUUCGUGAAUUGGAUGGCAAGAAUGGGUGGAGAGUUGAGCUGUCAACAAAAUCUGGUAGUGGCCGUGGCCGAGAACGUGAACGCUCUGGAGGUUCUGAUAUGAAGUGCUAUGAGUGUGGUGAAAGUGGCCACUUUGCACGAGAAUGUCGCCUACGGAUUGGUUCUGGGGGCCUGGGUAGCGGAAGACGCCGCAGCCGAAGCCCGAGGCACCGCAGCCGUAGCUGUAGCCCAAGAUACCGCAGGAGCCCAAGCUAUGGCAGAAGGAGCUACAGUCCACGGGAUCGGUCUCCCAGGAAGCGAAGUUACAGCAGGUCUCCACCGCCUGCCCGUGCGCGAAGCACCAGCAGGUCUCCACCGCCUGCCCGUGGGCGAAGCAUCAGCAGGUCACCGCCGCCUGCCCGUGCGCGAAGCAUCAGCAGGUCACCUCCGCCUCCUCGCAACAGAAGCAUCAGCAGGUCACCACCGCCUCCUCGUGCCAGAAGCAUCAGCAAGUCACCACCGCCUGCCCGUGAACGGAGCUAUAGCAGGUCCCCAGCACAGCCACCCCAGCGUGAGGAGUCCCCUUAUGCUGAUAACGCGUGAGCACUUGGUUCCACAAUGCUGGAAGUGUUGGGGGGUGGGGGCCUCCGCUUGUUUCCUUGAAUGUUUUGGUAUGACUAUUGAAUGGCCAGGCGGCCGAGUAUUGUUCUUCCUUGGCAUUUGUGUUCUUUUGCUGCUGAUACAAUUGCGGAAGCGGGAUUUCUCUUGACUGGAUGACUCUAGCGUAUGUAGUUGGUCUUAAGACAAGAUAUGUUUUCUUUUUCUUUAACAUUUGUACUGUUUGAUUAUUCGGAUGCCGUGCAUGGAUUUUUAUGUGCUGAUGAAACUGUUUCUUGAA
Molecule: messenger RNA, 1232 nt
Organism: Triticum dicoccoides
Lineage: Eukaryota; Viridiplantae; Streptophyta; Magnoliopsida; Poales; Poaceae
Product: serine/arginine-rich splicing factor RSZ23-like
Exons: 5
Coding region: 194-937 (247 amino acids)
Molecular function (GO): RNA binding; zinc ion binding
Source: RefSeq, a predicted model, not a curated record